Exaiptasia diaphana is the source of this 1442-nucleotide messenger RNA. RefSeq names its product inactive serine/threonine-protein kinase TEX14. Gene Ontology annotation, biological process: protein phosphorylation; attachment of spindle microtubules to kinetochore; mitotic spindle assembly checkpoint signaling. The transcript has 7 exons. Gene Ontology annotation, molecular function: protein binding; protein kinase activity; ATP binding. The record is from RefSeq and is a predicted model, not a curated record. Bases 13 to 1422 code for a protein of 469 amino acids. Lineage: Eukaryota; Metazoa; Cnidaria; Anthozoa; Actiniaria; Aiptasiidae.
UCUCUGGCUGCAAUGAAUCCACUAAGACGAUCGUCUGUUGAUCAGUGGUUUCAUAGUGUCAAGAAAGGCAAUGUUGCGGCAUUACAAAGAAUCCUUGAUCGUAAGACGGUCUGGAAUAUUGAUAUUCGCGAUGAUAAACUACGCUCAGCGUUAUACYUUGCAGCAGAGGUGGGCAAUCUGGAGUGUGUACAGAAGCUGUUGAAUCAUGGAGCUGAUCCCAAUAGACAGUCUAAGAUAGGGACCCCAGCCCAUGCUGCAAUCGAAUCGAAAAAUACGGAAAUCUUGAUACUCCUGCUAAACUACGGUGCACAUUUAGACGCCAAGAAUCGUAAGGGUCUUACAGUCUUAGAGCACGCUGAAGAGACGUUUGGAAAGAAAAAGACAAAAGAAAUUAUCACAAGCACGGAGCAUCUGAGGUUUGAUCAUUUGAAGAAGAAACUGAGAAAGUCCACUUUGAUUCCAUCGGAAAGUAAUGAUGACAUAGGAGUGGGUGUCCUCGCAUCACCAUUGCCUCAAGUGUCAUUUACAGACAUUCAUCAGUUCCACAAAGACAUUUAUGCCAAGGGGCCGUACAGCUUUUACAUAAAAGCAAAKGUUAACCAAGACUAUGUAACAGUUAAAAAGUACAGGAAUGAAGUCCAGGAGGACCAUGUCACAGCGUUGUUUGCGAGGGAAGUCAGAGCUAUGAGUAAUCUUUGUCAUCCCAAUAUACUUCUGAUGAUGUCAGCCUGUUAUGGCCCGRCUCUCAGUGACCGUUGUAUGGUAUUCGAGCCGGUAGAACGUGGCUUUUUACACAAACUGCUUCAUUCUGAGAACGAGCCGUUUGAAGAAGACGCAGUAAUUGAGAUAGCCCGUGGUGUUGCUUGUGGUUUGGUGUACAUGCAUGAACGAGGAUAUAUACACUGCUAUCUUGGUACACAUAGUGUGACAAUCACGGAAUCUUACCAAGCUAAAAUUUGUAACUUUGAGUAUUGUCAAGUUCUCAAGCCGUUUGAACAGUCAUGRGGUAAACCAAUAAGCCACAUAGAAGCCCUCUACGAGUUCAUGGCGCCCGAACAACUACGAGGCUUAGCCGCUGACAAGCUGGGCGAUGUCUAUAGUCUCGGUAUUUUAGUCUGGGAGUGCGCUACAAAAAGAAGACCUCUACAAAAUGUUAGCAACUUCAAAUGCAUUAUGCGCAAAGACGAUCCACGCAUGAGUAAAGUAUCUGGUCGAUGGAGUGCAAAUAUAAGGAAUCUGGUAAAGGAUUGUAUUAAACCAGCAGAUARAAGACCAAACUCUGUCCAGGUUUUUGAUUGGCUAGAUGGACUAACUAAUCUUCGUUUYGUAAACACACGWCCAGCYACCAUGGUUAUCGAAGASAUGCCUUGUUUAUUUCCAAGAAUAAAGGUUGAACUAAGCAAACUUUACAAAACCAUUUAGRAUGUGACAUGGUAUGUAGU